Molecule: messenger RNA, 2930 nt
Organism: Chelonus insularis
Lineage: Eukaryota; Metazoa; Arthropoda; Insecta; Hymenoptera; Braconidae
Exons: 1
Coding region: 358-2358 (666 amino acids)
Source: RefSeq, a predicted model, not a curated record
UCAACACAGGCGUAGCUUUCUUGUUGAAUGAACUACCCUAUGCAUCGGAUCACCUUGUCUGUGUCAUCUCAGUAUUCAAUAAAUACUAAAUUCAGUCUAAUUGUUGGAUUAUUAUUCUGCUUGUGUGUAUUGUGCUACCAAAGAGACUUUUCAUUCAAGCUUGUUGCAGUUGGACAAUAAUAUUACACAAAGAUUUUGACAAACUAAGAGUUGUUUCUAUUGGCAAGAUUUUAUUUUAAAUAUAAUUAUAUAUUAUUUUAUUUAUUAUUUAUUUUAAUAUGUUAUAAUUUAAUAUUUUUUUAUUCAAUUAUAAAAUCAUUUUUUUUUAACCAAUUACAAGAAGAAAAUACCCUAAAAAUGACAUACGAGCUGAACUUUGGUUUGCAACAAAGAGCAGGAGUAAAGAUUGCGAUAUUAUUUUGGACGAAGCAAGAAGUAAAAGAUAGAAUAGUGCAAUUCUUUCAGAACAACGAUCAGUUCUAUACCAAUGAAGUCAAGGACCGAUGGCGCGAAUUCACCAAGAACGUAAUGAACGAAUUCUAUGACGAGAAAUUACCUCAACUAUUAGAAGCCGAAGUGAUGCAUCUUGUGAAAAUCAUAGGUGAAAAUUUAUUUGAUAUGUAUCAAUUUAUUAAAUACGAAGAUCAGCCUUCAUUCGAAGUUGAAAAUAUAUCCUUGAAUUACAUUGAUAAGUUACACUGGACAAGUUAUGGUAAUAUAGACGGAGCAAAAACACUAAAGACCUUUUGGUUGGAUAAUCCAAAUUUGAGUGCUACAAAAGUGUAUGAUAUUGCCUGCAGCUACGCUGUGGAAGAGCACAUUGAUCAAUUGUGGCAUAAAAUACCAAAUGAUAUACAAAAUAAUAAUUAUGAAGACAUUUUCAACCGUUUGAAUAGGCACAUUUUGGCAUAUUGGAAAUGUCGGAGAGAUAAUACUUUACCUAAUUUAAUAAAGUAUUUUGAAUCAGCGGCAGGUGACUCUGAAGAACAUCUAGCAGAGUUGAGUUUUAUGUAUGAUCAAAAUCUCACACCGGAGGUGAAUAUGUUAAAAUUAUCAGUGCAUGAGGGAUACAGCACUGCAACAAAAUAUUUUUGGAGCAAGAUCCCAGAAGAGCAUAGGAAUAUAAAUUUAUUAGAAUUUGCUUGCAAGACUGUCGAGAACUACAACUAUUAUGAAAAAAUGAAUCACACCAUCAAAGACUACAUGAGAGGGCAAUAUGUUGAAAUAUGCAUGUUUUUAAUAUCUCAGAUGACGGCGAAUGAUAAGCAGUUAUUUUUUACCACAAAAAUAAGAUCAUAUGGAGUAUACAAUGUUGAGUUACUAGAUCCAAGAAACGAAAUAUUGAAAAUGUUAUUGUCAUCAUGGCCAUGGCAGGAACUCUUUGUGUCUGUAUUGAAGGACGUAGUGAAAUUCCAAAACUAUGAUAAUACCAUGGUCUGUACAUUCAUGGACGUAAUUACAAAUAAACUAGUUGAAGAGUAUGAGCUAGGAUAUUCUACAGAAACAAGCAAAUACCGUACCUUAUUAUAUCAAGCCUGGCGUAUUAUUCCAGAAUUUACGAAACAGAACAUGCUUGGUGAAGAUGUGAAUUAUAAAUUUGUAUGUGAUUUAAUAAAUGUGUGGGACAUAAAUAGUUUAAAAUUGAUAUUAAAUGAUCCAGCAAUUGCAGCUAUCAGGAAUGAAUUUAUAGAGCUUGGAUCAGAAUCUUACGAACGAUUAAUUGCUGAAGAUCAGUUUGAAAAGCUAGAUGAGUUUAUGGAAGAAAUUUUCAAAUCAACAAUAGAGAAGAAAUUUUUUAAACAGACGAUCAAUGUUUGGCAUCUUUUGAUAAACAAUAAUCAAUUCCAAAUUGCAGAUAAACUAUUGAACUGGCAAGAUGUUACACCUGAAGAAGAGGACUCCAUCAAGAAUAAUAUUGAUCAUAUUAGUCUAUGUAAAGAUCUUAUAGAAAGACAACAAUAUGAUGCAGCAAAUAAUUUGUUGAUUUGGAAAUUCAAGACAGAAGAAGAGCGAAAGAAGUGCAGAGAUCAUUUUAAAAGUGAUAUAUUUUCAAUUGAACGAAUUUAUAAAAUAUGGAAAAGGCAUAAGUUAAAUAUUCAACAGUCCACAUGGGAAUCAUUGCAAUUUUUAAGUUGGUUUUUAGAAUCCGAAAGAGAGAUUGUAAGGUUCAAAAAAGAAAAAAUAAUCCAUUCCGAGAUGAAUGAUUUUUUUAUGGAUUAUUUAUGUGAAAUGAAUGCUGUUGGUAUUAUUGAUUACUUUAUAAAUUGGUGUUCAGUAUCUAAGAAAGUAGGGCGGACAACAAAGAAAUCGGUAUUGAGAUUACAAAGAGAUUCAGAUUGGUUUACUGAUGACAUGUGAGAUUAUGACAAUCAAAUUGAUAAUUGUAAAUAGUUUUUAUUUAUUUAAGUUGUUAUUUUUUUUUUAAGCAUGUAAUUAUUAUGUAUGCUUGAUUGACAUAUCAAUGAUGAUUCAUAAAAAAACUGUACUAUAUUAUUAGUUUAUAAACAGAAAUUCUUCUUAGACUUUUUUAAGUAAUACUUCAAUUUUUUUAUCAAAUAAAUAGUUCAUUGUUGUGAUUUGAUAUCUUCUUAACAGUAUUAAGAAAACUUGUCAUAUUUUAAGAACAAAAUUACGAAAUAGAAACACAUUGAUAAAAUAAUUUUAAAAAAAAUAAAAAAAAAUACUUAAAAAAAACUCUUUCAUUGAUUCAUAAUCGGAACCAAUCUAAGUUUAAUACUCGUUAUUAAGUACCAUUAAUGAUAAGAUGGUUUUAUAGGUCUUAUUAUCAUUUUUACUUCUUCAGGUUCAAGUAACAAAACAUUAAAUGUAUACAAUAAUCAGGAAAUCGUGGACGUACAUUGAAACUGCAAAACUUUUUUUGCUUUAUUGACUUAUUUUAAAUCGCAAUUAAGCAUCUCAGAAUUGACUUC